ACACACGACAGCUUUUUACGUUUUUCUCGUUGCCGGUAUACUGCUUGUCGGUGGUAAACAUGAAGUUUAAAAGUAAAUUGAUUUGUUAUGUGUCUGUCUUUGUCCUGUCUUUCAUUUUUUGUGAAGCUUUGACACCAUCAACUUACCUUACUUCUGCUGAUCAACAGAGAUUAAAGAAAGUCUUAUCUACAGCUUUCCCACUGUCUGAUUUAACAACAGCACAUUAUGCUGUUCUAGGUUACAGUUUGUUAAGUGAAAAGAUACCUGCAGCUGAAGAUCCUUGUAAGUUUUUUGAUUCGAAAAUUGAUAAGAAGCGUAUAGAUACAAUAUUUCAUGCAACAAGUGGCAGUAAGUUACUGCCCAAUUGUAAGCUGACAACUACAGGACUGCAGCAAGUUUUAGAAGCAGCAAUCACAGAUGAUGCUCCAAUGCAAGACAUAUAUCAUGCUGCUUUAUCAUUAAAGAACUUAAAUUUAAAAAUUGAUUCUCCCAAAAUUGCUAAAGUACUAACAGUUGCAUUGAAGAAAGAUGACAGUGUUAUAAACCUUGCCUAUGCUUUUCAUGUUGCUUCCACACUCCAAGGAGAUCUUACACCAUUUUUUGAAAGAAUUGAAGAUGUCAUUGUCCAAGCAGAUGAAGUAGAUGGAAAAUACUUGCAGUUUGAAGGUGGCUUAGGAAUAACUUCAACUACUAUAAAUGGUGUGUACAAAUUGGCCGAAGCUGCAAAAAAAGCCCCAGCUCUUACUGUCGAGCAAGCCGUUAAAUUUACGAACUAUUUUCUUAGCAGAAAAUUUGUUCAAACAGUGAAAGGAUCUGCUCAACUUCUCGACAUUUUGAGGAUAUUGGCUACCAACAAAUUUCACAUUCCUGUUGCUGUCACUCUUGCAAGUAACAGUGCUUUGUCAGAUGAAAAUCCCAAUGUCCAAGUUCGCAUCACAAACGUGCUAGGUGCAUCUCUAGGUCCCUUGACUGUCACAGCCGAUGUUGCCAAGCGAAUUGGUGAUGAUGCGGUUGUUCUGAACAAAAAAGCUUUUCAAGCUGUCAAGGGCAGCAACAUUUUAUAUACCUUGAACUUCUUGGAAAGCAAACCUAUUCGUGGCUUCUACACUAUUUCUGUGAGUGCUGUACCACGUAAACCUGAUCCAAAAUUAAUUGGAAACACUGGGGCCCAAAUCAAGGUUAAAGUUAUGACUGAAGUAGCUGUAGAAGGAGCAGAAAUUGGCACUGUUUAUAGGGAUCAAGUUACCUCUGCAAAAUCCACGAGCAUUGUUUACCCCAAAGAAAGUGUAAAUAUGGAAGCUGAUUAUCAUCAAAAGAUCAUCAUGAAAUUUGCCCUGAAAGAUAAAAAUACGAAAACAUCCUUAAUUGCUCACCAAACAUUUGUCCAGUUUGUUAACCAACAAACUAAGCAAGAAGUUGUCUUUGUUGCUGAGCCUGAAAGCCAAGGAGUUUACAAAUUCGACUUGGACAUAUUUACAAAGGCAAAGGAAUUCUCUUUUGCAUCUGGAACUUAUGAUGUUUAUUUGAUUGUUGGAGAUGCAGUCUUGAAAAAUCCAUUUAUGUGGAAAUUGGGAAAAGUAGCUUUGACAUUUCCUGCUAAUCCUACCCCAGCAAAAACAGCUGAAAAUCCAUAUCAGCCUAAACCAGAAAUUAAGCAUUUGUUUCGUGAAAAAGAAAAACGUCCUUCCUCUCUUGUUUCCAAUACCUUUUCUGGCCUAUGUUUGGUUCCAUUACUGCUUUUGCUAAUCAUGUGGAUCAGAUUAGGUGCCAAUCUUUCAAACUUCCCAUGUUCUCUGUAUGCAGCAGGUUUUCAUCUUGGGCUCUUAGCCAUAUUUUCCCUCUUCAUUUGUUUCUGGAUGCAUCUGAAUAUGUUUUCAACAUUAAAAUACCUCUUAGGAUUAGGUGUUUUCACCUUUUUAUGUGGACACAAGUUAUUAAGCAAAUUAGCAAGUGGAAAAUAAUAUCAUUCCAUCAUAAGUGCAUUUAAAAUUUCCUUGCCUGCUUCAUGAAGUGAACUAGAUCAUGAUGGACUCUUAUCAUUAAACCAUUAAAUUACUUAUGAUUGUUUGAAACAUGUCAAACAAAGUCCUUGAAGAAACAAUUGUAUGUUGUUACGAGAUCAAAAUAAAUUUUUUAUACUUUAA
Uloborus diversus is the source of this 2144-nucleotide messenger RNA. RefSeq names its product dolichyl-diphosphooligosaccharide--protein glycosyltransferase subunit 2-like (gene OstDelta). The record is from RefSeq and is a predicted model, not a curated record. The transcript has 18 exons. Bases 60 to 1961 code for a protein of 633 amino acids. Gene Ontology annotation, cellular component: oligosaccharyltransferase complex; membrane. Gene Ontology annotation, biological process: protein N-linked glycosylation. Lineage: Eukaryota; Metazoa; Arthropoda; Arachnida; Araneae; Uloboridae.